Messenger RNA from Striga hermonthica, 321 nucleotides. Lineage: Eukaryota; Viridiplantae; Streptophyta; Magnoliopsida; Lamiales; Orobanchaceae. The record is from the annotation of a GenBank genome assembly.
AUGAUAACGCGAUCUAAUUUGGCGGAGCAGCUGAGAGAAUAUCAGAUUCGAUCGAAGCACGAUUGGGCUUCCCUUUCCUUCUUCUCUUCCACCUCAAAUCUCGCAUCUUCCAGGGUCGACGUUGCCAUUUUUGUCAUAUGGGAACUCGUGAUUUUGGCUUUCCUCGUUUUCUCGUCCGUUUCAUUGUAUUUUAGGCACUUGAGGCUUGCUGUAGUCUUGUUGUGUAUUACGGGGUUGUUGCUUUUGUUCAUGAAGAUUACCAAGCAAGUUAGAUUGGCCAGGAAGAAGAAACGAAGGAUGCUCCUGCCUUUAUCUAUGUAG